GUGAGUUUGUGAAGUAGAGAUCUGUGCUGACGGGUAGCUUGUGUAUUGGACAGACGGAGCGCCAGCGAUGUCAGUGAUGCGCAUCUCUCGCUCCGUCGUCUGACCGAGACGGACCAAUGCCUACGACAACCUUUCCAGCCAACAAGCCGCUCUCCCCGCCCUCUCGCUUAUCUGGUGACCAUCACACGCCCAUCCCUCCUCCCUGCCACAUCCUCAGCCCGACCGCCAGCAGCCGGCACAUCUGCGUGUGAAGUGUGACGAUGGCCGAGUCGAGCGUGUGCACGGCCAUCAUGCCCUACGAUGAGAGCAGGGCGGCUGCGGCCGCCGCCAGCAGUGCACCCAUGCAGGAGGAGACGUGGGACAACAAAAACAGCACCACCAGCACCACGGGCAAGCGAAACGGUGAGAGGGAGAGGGAAGGCAGAGGCGUGCAGGUGGACAGGGAGGGGGGAGGGGGGCAGGUUAUGGGUGUCUGAGGGCGUUGGUGCCGGCAAAUGUCUCUGUGCGGUGUGUGGGUGUGGGUGUGUGUGUGGUGUGUACUUCAGACUAUGUGGGUUUGUCGAACCAGGGCGCGACGUGCUACAUGAACAGCCUCCUGCAGACCCUCUACAUGACGCCCGAGUUCAGGACCGGCAUCUACGCCUGGAAGUACGCACCACCACACCGCAGCACACACAUGCACACCAACGGGUGUUGUGUGUGGCAUUGUGUGUGGUAUUGUGUGGUUAGUUACAAUGAGGAGGAGGACGUCGAGAAGGAGAACUGCAUCCCCUACCAGCUGCAGAAGCUAUUCGGCAUACUGCAGCUCUCACACCAGUCUUACGCUGAGACCAAGGUGCGUGCGGGGGGGCGGCUGUGGCUGUGCUUGUGGGGUGUGCAUGUGCGGUGUGUGGUGUGGAGGUGCGUGUAGGAUCUGACGCGUAGCUUUCAGUGGGAUGUUCGAGAGUCCUUCCAGCAACAUGAUGUGCAGGUGUGUAGCCAUGCACACACACAUGCAAGACAACACAGAUGUGUCCACGUGUGUGUGGUCAUGUGUGUGCAGGAGUUUUGCCGUGUGCUGUUCGACGCCAUCGAGUCGACGUGCAUCAGCAACGAGAGCGACGACUUCAUCAACCACCUCUACCAGGGGGAGCUCAUCGACUACGUCAGAUGCAAAGAAUGCAAAUACGUCUCCAAACACUCUGACAAGGUAGGUAGGGAGCUGGCCAGCGGGGCUGCAUGGCCCGCACACGCACAAACACGUGACAUCCUCUGUGUGUCUGUGUCUGUGGCUCUGUUCGUGUGUGUGUGUGCUAAUCAGUUUCUGGACAUCUCUCUGAAUGUGCGUAGCGAGUUUGAGCAGAUCUUCAACGACUCACUCGAGAAGGCACUCGACAACUUCCUCCACCCAGAGGUAGGUACCACACGCAACACAAGACGCACGCACCACACUAAUUAAUGGCCGGCCAGACACACACACCACACCACACUAAUGGCCACCUUGAUGUGUUUCGUCACCAGAACUUAGAGGGCGACAACCAGUACAACUGCGAGAAGUGCAACAAAAAAGUCGACGCCACCAAGGUCAAAAAUUUCGCCAGCAUCACAUCACAACACACACUCAAUACCCACCACCGGCCCAGCCCCAUUGGGACAUGCAGCGUGUGUUGUGUGCCAUGUGCAGGGUUUGUUGAUCGGCAAGUGUCCGUGCUACCUGACGCUGCAGCUCAAGCGGUUCGACCUCGACUACACCACAUUCCAGCGCAGGAAAAUCAUCGACCGGGUCAGCCAGCAGACAUCCCCCAACACACAACCUGCCAUGCCCCCUCCAACACACAGACAUGGGCGUCUGUCUGUCUGUCUGUCUGUGUGGGGUGUGUGUGUGUGUCUGUGCUCAGGUGACGUUCCCGCCGGUGUUGGACAUGAACAAGCAUGUGCAUGAGGACGUCGACGAGGCCGCCAUCGACGCCAAGGCCGUCGGGCCGGCCAAGGCCGAGGCCGAGGGAGGCGGAGCGGGAACAGGAGAGGGCAAGACAGAGAACAAUGACAACAAUGAGACCGACAUGGCUGCCGUCGACACAUCCACCACACCACCCACCACCACCAAUCAGGACAACCCCACCGCCGCCCCCGCCCCCUCAUCUGAGCCCAUGGGCCACCGUGAGGCCAACCCCACCGCCCGCACACCCACAUUCGGACACGAGAACACCUCAAUGGCCGACGUGGCCAGUGUCAACGACCCCCUCCCCUCAUCGCGGCUGGCAGACAUCCCGCACAACACCGACAGCGACCACAAUACCGGCAGCUUCGGCGCCGUCAAUAUGGGUCCGUUUGCCAGCCAUAUUGACAACGGGGGCGAGAGCGACAACGACAGCAACAAGGCCGAGAUGGGCGGGGGCGACCCCAACGACGACCAGGACCUCAGCGGCUUCGCGGCCGUGACCAACGGCCCCUUCCACCACAGUACGCACAGACACAAGGAAGGCUGGGCCAUGGCCACAGAUCCACGAUGAGAUGACUGCAUUCACUCUCUGUGUGUCCUCCAUCCAUCUGACCGUUUAGGCUCGCUUCAGCUCGAUGGUGGCCUCAAUGAGACCGAUGCACUCCUGGGCAGUGCGCCGGCGGCGGCAGCAUCAGCAGCCGCAGGGACAUCAGCAUCGGGAGGCGGGCCCCCUGGGCUGAAUGCCCACCUCUGUUCUUCACCCGCAUCGGACGACGCACACAUGACCGACCGCGACCCACUAGGAAGCGACGACAAGGGCGAGAACAAGACGCUGCUGGGGGGGUCCAGGCCACGGGACGAUGAGAAUCUCGAGAGCUGGGGGUGGAAUCAGGGCGGCAGUGGCGGUUUGGGUACGGGUGGAGGCGAGUCGUCGAGCGCUGCUGGUGCGCCGCCGGAGUGCUCGGGUGACAAGUUCCUCGACGAGGCCUACACACAAAAGAUGAUCAAGGAAUACAAGUGCAUGCAGAGAGAGAGAGAGAGAGAGACGUGAGGGCAUCUGUGUGUGUGUGUGUGUGGUGGACUGGUUCAGGCGUCGGGGUCCGUUUGUGUAUGAGCUGUUCUCCAUUCUGAUCCACUCGGGGUCUGCCUGGAGCGGACACUACUACGCGUUCAUCAAAGACCUGUCCAAGAAACGAUGGUCAGCGCACACACACACACACACACACGCACAGCCCAAACACCUCGUCUGAGCGUCAAUGUUCUGCAACUGUUGUUUUGUUCACUCAGGUAUCGCUUUGACGACUCGAAUGUGACCGCCGUGCGCCCGUAUGACAUCGAGAAGGCCUUCGGGGGUGAGUGAGCAAACAAAAGGAGUGCCCCCUGUCUCUCCUUCCCACACACGACGGCAUCCCUGUGCAUGUGUGUGCGUCUCACUGGCUCAGAGCGGCAGUUUUUUGCGUUCAACCAGUCGGGUACCACGGCCUACCUACUCGUCUACAAGUGAGUGAAUGAGCCACCAGAAACAAACAAACGGCCUGUAAGAGCACCUCCAUCCACCCCACCCCACCCCACCUCAUCCGAGUGUGUGCAGGCAAGUGGGCGGUGAUGUGGACCGCGACAGCAUCGCAUUCCCAGACAACCAGGUCGUCCCACACUACAUCAAGGUCAGUCUGCUCUCACACUCACAGACGGACGUGCAGUCAGGCUCGUGCCGCUGCAUUGGUUGCACCUGUUCCACCACCCCGUCGCAGAAAGUUGUAGACGACAUGGAGGAGGCGAUCCGCAGGGAGGAGGAGCGCAAGGAGGAGAAGAAACAACAGGUGGGUUAGCCAAACAACAGGUGUGUAUAUGCGUGUCUAAUACGUGUUGCUGUCUGUCUGUCUGUCUGUGUUGUGAAUGUGUUGCAGGUGGAGCUGAAGGUCUACCUGCGUGUGUUGGCCAAGGACAAGGCUCACUGGGAGGCAAGACUCGCAAACGACCUCGACGUGCUCCAGCAGCCACACGACCCACCGUAAGACAGACGAUUUGUCACCCCCACUAAGCGGAAGGACCGACCGACGCGCUCUUCGCCUUUGCCUCUCUCUCUUCGAUGCUCAGCGCCGCCUUGUCUGAGAGCCCCCCGCCGCUCACCAGCGACCCCCAGGGCAAGGACGAUGGUACUCACCCACCCAUUCAAGACACACACGCGCUACCAACCUACAGACAUGCCCACCACUCCUCUCUCCUGUCUGUCAUCCUCCCUGCAGCCCCGUGUGUUGAGCCCGAGCCCGAGAAGGAAGGCUCCGACCAGGGCCAGGGCGCCGACUGUGCUGCCGGCGGUGUCCCCAUCAUGCCCAUCAUCGGACCACUCACCGAGGAGCAGGCCGGCAACGGUGCUAGUGCUGGUGCGGGUGGGCAACCGAGGGGCGGCGGCAAUAGCAUCAGCCGGGGUUUUGAGUAUCUGACGCUGUCCCAUGACGGCGACCAUGACGAUGAGCAGGACCCCCUGGAGUUCACUGACGUCAGCUGCAAGGUAGGUCGGCCGGCAGCAGGUGCUGGACGGGCGGUGAUGGUGUGUGAGGUGUUUGUGAUGCUUUGUGUGUGCAGCUGACGGUCAAGAAGACUGAUCCGGUUCAGGCGGUCUUCGAGAAGAUCUUCAGGCGAUUCCAGCUCGACAAAGAGGGUUGGUACACAGACACGAGACAUAGACCCAGUCACAUGCACACACACACACACACACGCGGCUCCGCGCCCCCCUCCUCCUUGUGUCUGUCUGUCAGGCAAGAACGCCGAGGACGUCCGUCUGCGGUCCAUCAAGAAGAGCACCUACGGCUCCCACUCCUCCCUCUACCAGUCCGAUUCCCAUACGUACGAGCUCCUGAACCCCACCGAAGUGGACCCCGACACCGACGACACAGGCAACCCCAACGGCAUCGAGGAGGACCGCAAGACCGACUACGUCACGGGCAACGACCAUGACAUCCACCACAACCCCGAGGACAGCAAUGAGGACGACUGGGGCAACCCCGGGCCCAGCCACAAGCCACCUGCUGUGCUGGUGGGGGUGCCGUCUGACGCAGACCAGCGCCGCGAGUGGAGCGACAUGGCUGGCGAGGACACACGAGAGAGGCGCGAGCAGGCAGACGUGGCCAUGGCCGAUGCCAACACGUCGACCGCUGCUGCUGGUGGCGGUGAUGGUGGUGGAGGGAGUGGUGAUCAGGACACCCGUGACGCCAUGCAGGUGGACCCUCCCGCUGGCGGGCGGGCAUCGAGCGUCCCUCCCAUCAACCCCCUCGCCGCCAGUCACACGGAUGGCAGCAGUGCCAGCCGCCUGCUGCACGAGGCGGCGCAGCAACACGACACGGCCGGGCGCAUUGGGCUCAUCUCCAGCACCCCCGACGCACCCCCCAGCAGCAGCCGAGCCAACAUAGCCAACACAUCCUCCAUGAACGCCCUCUGCAGCCCCCGGUCCGGCAACGCCAAGCCGCCCCUCUGCACCACCACUAGCAGCAACACGGCAGGCGACGACAAGAAGGGCACCGGCACCUCCCCCUUCGGCCUCCCGCAGAACAAGAGCACCGGUGGACGGAAAAAGACGGACGAGGGGCGGCACCGCGUCAAGGGCGAUGCGCAGUUCUGGGACGCCUACACCAAGGACCGCGGGUUUGUGUGGCACUAUGACCACCCUGAGUUCGGCCUGGAGUUCCGCGAGGCGACGGAGAGCGGGGGCAAGGGGGCAUGGCCGCCGAGUUCGCUGGGCAGAGACUGGGAGGAGUUUUACGUGCGGGUGUGGGACCGGCAGACGCACUCCCUGGAGGAGCCGUUCUCCGUCAUCGUCAAGCACAACGACACCUUCGGUGAGGGACGUGGGAGGGAGGUGGCCAACACUCACGGAUGGAUGGAUGGAUAUGUGUGUGUGUGUUUCAGCUGCCGUCAAGAAGGUGAUAGAGCAGAAGAAGGGUCUGCCGGUGACGUCUCAGCUGCUGAUGAAGAAGCCCGUCAAGAAGAACUGGCUCAAGGACAUCAUUCUCGCAGAUGAACACGUCAACAAAGGCAUGGGUCAGCCAGUGCCGCACUCACACACAGGCCCAGCGAAAACACAAAAGCGUGCGUGGCCUCCCUGUUCCAUCCACCAGUGGGUCUGUCGCCCAACUACCUGUGGGUCGAGCGGGUGGAGGUCGACGACAUCGACAGCCUCAUCGAGCAGGUCGUCUCGUCCAAAGAAGGCCAGCAGCAGCAGUCCACCGCCACAUCAGCCUGGUCGCCGGCGACCAACUCGUCAUCGUCAUGGGGCACUGGCGGCGGUGUGGGCAUGGGCGGAAGCACCUCUGCGUGGGGCACCGACACCAACCGCGCCAAGCUCGUCGCCCUCCGAUGGCUCGCGCAAAACAAUAUCUCCGACAUGAUCAUCACUUACCGGUACGACAGAGCAAAAAGCACGAUGGUUGGAUGACUGCGUGAUUGCAGUGCGAAGGGCGUCGACUACGACGUGUCGUUCGAGCAGUCUCACCGUGACCUGCUGCAGCCUGGGCUCAGGACCAAGCUCAAGGCCUACCCCUCCAUGAACGAGUACAACACACGCUUCAAGGUGGCGGGCACCGCCACCUGGGGGCAGCUGCGGAUGCUCAUCGCCAUGGAAUUCGGGCUGCCUGAGGUACGUCAUCGGACGACUGCGCACACACACACACACACACACAUACACACAUGGCCGGGACAAUCAUCUUUGUGUGGUGCGAUUUCCGUGUGCAGGACAACAUCCAUCUGGUGCGGUUCGGGCAGCUGGGUUCUUCGUACUGGCACAACAACAAGGGCAAGGAAAUCUACACCGGCGACCUCGACAAAUGCCUCAUGGACGACUCAGGUGGGCGGAGACACACACAAAACACACAUUGAUGGACCUCACUCACCAAUUGCGGGCGUGCAGAGAUGUGGUCAUCGUCGACGACGCACAUCCGUCUGGCAGUGUGUGAGGGGCUGACCAUCGACGAGAACCACAUGCGGUUUAGGCUCUUCGUGCUGCUGCCGCCCGACAACCACCGCAUCCAGUUCCGACCACUGCCGGCCACCGGCGAUGCCAACGGACACCCCCCACGCACUGAUGGCAGCUUCUUCGCGCCACCUGGGGUGAGCAAACAGACGGACAUUUCUGCAAACAGGCAGGCAUUGCAUGUCAUUGCCUGCCUGCCAUGCAGACCGGUGUUGGCCGUCCCGAGACGUCUCACUCGUCGUCGAGCGACGCGCUGCCCCUCUCCCAUCCCCAUGGUCACCCUCCCCACUCCCAUCCCCACGUCCCCUCCCCCACCCUCCCCACUCGCUCACUCCAGCCGCCCACACGCAUGCAGCGCAUCGAGGAGGAGGACCAGCCCGAGGGCACACCGCCGAACGAAUCCACCCGCCACCACCACUCACCCUCACCAUUCACCGACCCCAUGAGCCACCAGCACCACCAGCACCAGCAGCAGCCCUUCAACAGCGUCAUAGAUGGCGCCAGCGCCAGCUCGUCCUCCUGGGGCUACCCAGCUGCUGCAGCAGCUGCCGCUGCAUCUUCUACCAGCGACACCCUGCUGCCGACCGAGCCCACACAGCCCGGCCACGUUCCCCACAAGCUCAUCCCCACGCGCAGCGAGGAGCUGUGCCCGCCCGUGCCCAACCUGGGCAGCAUUGAAGGCGGCGCUGACGGGGGCGGCGGGGCGCCAUCCAGCGGCGAGGGCUACACGAGGACACCAUCCACCGUGUGCCAGAGUGAGGGCGACGAGAGCGGGGGCGGCCCCGAUGUGUCUGGUAUGGGCAUGGCCGACGGGGCCGCCGUGUCUUCGAGCGUCACGGGCAUCCCGGUGCAGGGCGGGGGCAUGGGAGGCGGCAGCGGUGGGAUGGGGCCACCUGAGGGCAACAGCAACAACCGUCGUGGCAAGCGCAACCUGCGGCAGAAGAAGCUGCGGGACGUGCAGGCCAAGUACGGCCUCGGCCGCAUCGUCCAGGUGGAUUUCUUGGUGCUGCCGCAAGACAAGGACCGCUCGGUGAGUGAGGUCAAGCAGGAGGUCCACAGCCACCUGGUCGUGCUGCAAGCCAACCGCACCAAGGAGACCACCAGCCUGCCCCCGCCACCGCAACCGCCACGACCGCGGGGCCGCGUCGGGCUACACUACAAGCCGAAUGUGGCUGAGGCGCUCAAGCACAUGACCCGGGGGCCUCCUGGAUUGGGUCUGCCUGUGGACAAGAAGGACUGGCAGGAGGUGGACCAUCAGAAUGAGAUGCUGCUGUGCCGGAUGGGCAAGGAGCAGAAGGGCGAUGGGGUCGGGCGUGUGCCGCUGCGGUGGCCGUACCGCCCCUACCGGCCGAAUGACCGACCUGGGACGGGCGUGAGCAACAAGGCGCUCAAUGCCGAGGUGACCGAGGCGGACCUGCUCGUACAGGUGAGUGAGGGCGUGUGUGGGUAUCUACGGAACGACAGGGAGGGAGAUAGCAAAGUCACUCCUGUGUGGGCUCUCUCUGUCUGUGUGCUGUGUGUGGUAUCCUGUGUCAGUUGUGUUCCCCGCUGCCGCCCCUGGAGAGCAAGAAGGGCUUCUUCGUGUUGACGCGGUUCUUCGACUGGUCCGGCUGGUCACUCACGCCAUGCCACCAGGUCAGCAUCCAAACAGCCACCCGAUGAGCCUGAAUGCGUCUCCAUCCACUUUGCUGCUCGAUGUGUGUGUGUGUCUGUGUGUGUGGUGUGUGUGUGCAGAUCUACCUGGAGGUUGGUCAUCGCAACGCCACGGGGUGUCAGGUGGAGGGCAUCGCCACCAUCGCCGAGCAAGUCGCGCUCCACUGGCAAACGCCAAUUGAGCACCUCCAAUUGUGAGCAAACAACCCUCAACACACUCACCCCUCGCACACGCAUACACAUUUCUUCUGUGGUCGAUUUUUCAGCUAUCUGUACGACCAGCGCAAGACGACGCUCAGCGGCAUGUCCCGCAGCCUGUACGACCGCUACCCCGACCGGGGCCUCGUCGACCUCGUCCGCGUCAAGAGUGAGGACUUCAAGGACCUCUCCACACCCCGAUCAGACGCAGCACCCGACCAGCCACCCGAGCAGCAGCAGCAGCAGCCCCUCGUCGACCGAGAGGGCGACGUCAACAUGGCCGCCGCGUCUUCUUCAUCCUCCUCAGCAGCCGCGGCCGCUGCUGGUGGCGACGGCAACACCAAUGCCAUCGACUCCACAUGCGACAAUGACCUUUACGAGAACUUGCCCCCCAGCAGCACCGGCAACAGCCUCCUCUACGGCUCAUGCAGGAUGACACACUACACGUCAUUCAACGGCUCCUUCGGGGGCGGGGGCGGUGGUCUGGGCGGUCUGUCGUCGAGUCGCGGGUCGUCCUCCCGGCAGUCGAAGCUGUACACCGACGACCUGGGCUACGCGCUGUACGACAUGAUCUCGCCAUGGAGGGCCUCCAUGGGCGACGUCCACACCAACGACGACAUACUCAUCAAGCUCCACGACGCGGACCAUGACGGCUGUGAGGAGGGACUCAUCACCAUACUCGUCGCACCCAAGUGAGCUCUGACACUGACACACUCACAUCAUCGAUAUGCACAUAGGCGAGCCCUCACAUGUGUCCGUCGUCCAUCAGGUUGAAGGCACCCCGUCCGUGGUCGAGUCUGAGUGAGGCAGAGAGGCGCUUCUGGUGCGACGUUGCAGGCAAGGACGCCGUCGAGAGCAGCGACGGAAGCGACGGCAAUGGGCUGUUCAUCGGUAUGGGCGGCGACAAUGACCUGGACCAGCAGGACACCACCAAUGACAAUGACAACAAUGGCGACAGCCCCACGACGGGCCUCACGGGGCUCUUCGGCAAUGACAAUGACGACUCGGGCAGCGCAUGGGGCAACAACGGGCAGAGGAACAACUUUGGCAACAGGCGAUCUGGUCCGUCACACAACCAGGAAGACGGAGAAGAAUGGCGAGCAGUGUGUGUGUGUGGGUGUGUGUGUGUGCACAGGUGUGGGCGGCCAGUCCUUAUCGACGACCCGCCCGUCCAACGAGCGUGGCAUCAAGAUCGAGAUCAAGAAGAAGCAGAAGCAGAUGCUCGACACGUCCAUCAUCAACAGCACCACAGCAGACGCUACCGGCACCGGCAACGCCACACCCUCCCCCCCACCCGAGGCACCCGACCCAGCACCCCCUCCCCUACUCAAUGGCAACCCCCCUGACCACACAGACCAGCACCACCACCAGCAGCCGGAGGACGAGACCAUGGCAUCAAUCAGCCCCAAGAAGGCGCCGACCGCUGCUGCUGCGGCUGUGGCAUCUGCUUCAGGUGCCGAUGGGUCGAUGAUGUGUGACGGCGAGACGUCGUCAGGACAGCCGGCGGCUUUCCCCUCCAUCCUGACGGCCAACGGCGGGGGCGACACAGACGGACAGAAUGGAGUGGGCAGGGAGGACAGCAUGAAGGAGUGACGCAUAUACAGAGAGGCUGCGGGAACGGUGGCCGAGUGGGCGGCGGAGGGGUGGGAGGUGAGGUGGUUUGGCGUCUGUCUGUCUUGUCCUGUUUGUGUCUCAUCCAUGGAGAGAUGGAUGGAUGGAUGGAUGGACAGAGGGCGGGGCGACUGACAAGUAGCCAUAGUUACAAUGAAUGCAAUGCAGCUGUUCGGGCGGAAGGGUGUGAAUGUAGCCAGCCAGCAACAGUGAUCGAUAGAGGGAAGGACGGAGGGAGGCAGAGGGGCUGUGUUAGUCCGACUGUCUUCGCCAUGCCUGCCUGCCUGCCUGUGUCCUUUUUCCUUUCAAUGCCGGUAGGUAGAUUCCCUCCUUCCCUCCGCCAUUUGCGAUACGUGUGCGUGUGAACGAUGCCGUAUUUGCAGCGUACAGGCCAGUCGGAGAAUUAGGACAGACAAGCAGACGGACGGACAGCCAGGGAGGGCAACACACGACACGCAACGACACUCGAAUGGUUGCGUUGCUUCUUGUGUGUAUGUGUGUAUGUAUGUGUAUUUGUUGGAACUACCCACCUGUCUAUCACUGUUGCGCACAGACGUAUUGAUUGGAUGGCCAUCUGCCCAGCUCUCUCUGGUACUUAGUGUGCGCGUAGGUGUACGUGUGUGCCGACAGUGACAUUUUCCAUCUGUAGCUCCCCGGCCGCGUGCAUGCCUGUUUUGGUCGUCCCUCAAAGCGCAUGCC
This is a messenger RNA of Vitrella brassicaformis, 11048 nucleotides long. Lineage: Eukaryota; Vitrellaceae. The record is from the annotation of a GenBank genome assembly.